AGUAUCAUGACCUUUUACAAUGUUUCCUAUUUUGUGAAAUUCAGGACAGGUUACCUUGGCUUUCGAAAAGAAAUUAAGAAAAACAUUUUGUUCAAUGUCAGUGGUGCCAUGAAACCUGGUCUUAAUGCAAUUCUGGGACCCACUGGCUGUGGCAAAUCUUCGCUAUUGGACAUUUUAUCUACGAGGAAAGAUCCCCAGGGGCUUUCUGGGGAUAUUUUGUUAGAUGGCAUGGGCCUGCCAACACAUUUUAAAUGUAUGUCUGGAUAUGUAGUACAGGAUGACAUAGUGAUGGGGACCUUGACAGUCAGAGAAAAUUUAAUGUUUUCAGCAGCCCUUCGACUACCUUUAUCUAUGAGCAAAUAUGAAAAGAAUCAGAGGGUUGAACAGGUUCUCAAGGAACUGGAUUUGGUUAAAGUUGCAGAUACUAAGGUUGGCACCUAUUUUUCUCGUGGAGUUUCAGGGGGGGAAAGGAAAAGGACCAGCAUUGGAUUAGAACUCAUUACUAAUCCCAAAGUGUUAUUCUUAGAUGAACCAACAACAGGAUUGGAUGCUAGCACAGCCAAUGCUGUCCUGCUGCUCUUAAAAAGGAUGUCACUGCAAGGAAAGACGAUCAUUUUUUCAAUCCAUCAGCCCCGGUACUCUAUUUUCAAGUUGUUUGACAGCCUGACAUUACUUGCUGCUGGAAGGCUAUUGUAUCACGGGCCAGCUGACAAUGCGCUUCCCUAUUUCAAAAGUCUUGGUUUUGUGUGCGAACCAUAUAACAACCCUGCUGAUUUUUUUCUGGAUAUCAUCAAUGGGGAUUCCUCAGCGGUUGCAGCAAGUAAAAUGGCAAUUCAAAGUGCAGUUCUUGAGGUAACUGAGAGAGAACAGGAGACCAUUGCUGUAACAUUAGCAGUACAGUUUUCCAAAUGCAAUUUCUACAAAAAAUUGCUUGAAGAACUGGAUGUAAUGUCUAAGGAGCAGAAAAGACUGGGAACAAUGAUUAAAGGACUUCCAUAUUCCACUCCUUUUCUUCAUCAACUCAAGUGGCUGUCCAGGCGCACAUUUAAAAAUUUGAUAGGCAAUCCACAAAAUUCCACAGCCCAGAUAGCUAUUAUCACUGUCAUGGGAAUAAUUACUGGAGCUGUUUUUUCUGGUGUUAAAAACGAUGCAACUGGCAUUCAAAAUAGAGUUGGUGCAUUGUUCUUUUUGGCAACGAAUCAGGUUUUGAACAGUAUUACAACCGUUGAACUUUUUAUCACAGAAAAAAGGAUAUUUAUACAUGAAUAUAUAAGUGGCUAUUAUAGAGUGUCCGCAUAUUUCUUCUCAAAACUAAUAGCUGACAUGAUGCCCAUGAGGACUUUGCCAGGCAUCAUCCUCACCAGCUUGAAUUAUUUCACAAUAGGUUUCAAGCCAGUUUUGGCAUCCUUCUUUAUCAUGAUGCUUACUAUUAUAUUAAUUGCAUAUGCCUCUAGUUCUCUCGCUCUGGCAGUUGCAACAGGACAAAACAUCACAUCAGUUGCAAACCUCCUCAUUAAUAUUUGCUUUGUUUUUAUGAUUGUUUUUUCUGGUAUAUUGGUAAAUCUCACAACCAUUACACCUUCGUUAUUGUGGCUGGAGUACUUCAGUAUCCCUCGCUAUGGCCUCAAUGCUUUGCAAAUCAACGAAUUUACUGGACUCAGAUUUUGCAAUGAAACCCCAGAAGGGGUCAACGUAACAUGUGUUUCUACUACUGCAUUUACAGUAUGCACUGGAGAAGACUAUUUGGAAAUGCAAGGCAUUGGCACAACUGCUUGGGACUUGUGGCAGAAUCACGUUGCACUUACAUGUAUGACUAUCAUUUUUCUCACAUGUGCAUAUCUGAAAUUGAAAUUUCUGAAGAAGUAUACUUAG
Notechis scutatus (mainland tiger snake) is the source of this 1872-nucleotide messenger RNA. NCBI's taxonomy places the organism in Eukaryota, Metazoa, Chordata, Lepidosauria, Squamata, Elapidae. The record is from RefSeq and is a predicted model, not a curated record.